Molecule: messenger RNA, 156 nt
Organism: Odocoileus virginianus texanus
Lineage: Eukaryota; Metazoa; Chordata; Mammalia; Artiodactyla; Cervidae
Product: putative ribosomal protein eL39-like 5
Biological process (GO): translation
Cellular component (GO): cytosolic large ribosomal subunit; ribosome
Molecular function (GO): structural constituent of ribosome
Source: RefSeq, a predicted model, not a curated record
AUGUCUUUUCACAAGAAUUUGAAGAUCAAGCAAUUUCUGACCAAGAAGCAAAAGCAGAAUCGUUCCAUUCCCCAAUGGCUUCGAAUGAAAACUGGUAAUAAAAUCAGGUAUAACUCCAAGAAAAGACACUGGAGAAGACCCAAGUUGGGUCUCUAA